CUCUCGUUCUCUUUCCUGUUGCAUCGCCUACGCACACCCACCCACUGCAAAAAAAAAAGCUUAACCCUCGAUCUAUCGUCAAGCUUUGCUCAAUAUACAUUAUGGCGCGUAAUGAAGAAAAAGCUCAAUCGAUGCUGUAUCGAUUCCGUGAGGCACAAGCUGCCGAACUUGGUCUUGUCAGAAAGAAAGAACGUCGACCUGCCAUGGCAUCGAGUGUAGAUACUGUAGGCGAAUGUGAAAGAUGGCGACGUCAGAUUCUAGGCGAAGUGUCACGCAAAGUAUCCAAGAUCCAAGAUGCAAGCUUGUCCGAUUACCAAGUGCGCGAUCUGAACGAUGAGAUCAAUAAGCUUUUACGAGAAAAAUAUCACUGGGAGAAACGGAUAAAACAGCUAGGCGGUGGUAAUUAUUAUAGAGCACCCAAAACUAUUGACAGUGAAGGCAAAGAAGUACCUGGCAAUCGAGGAUACAAAUAUUUUGGACGUGCACGCGAUUUACCGGGUGUGCGAGAACUAUUUGAAAUGGAAGAGCCUGAAAAGGUAUCACGUUCACGAACGGAGCUUUAUCGCAAUAUCGACGCAGAUUAUUAUGGAUAUCGAGAUGAAGAGGAUGGCGAUUUGCUGUCAUACGAAGAAGAGUUAGAACGUGAACGUUUGGAGGAAGCAGCACAGAAGCCAGAGCCAGAAAAAGAAGUGCAAGGGGAAGAAGAAGAAGAAGAACAGGCCAAUACAAUGGAGGUUGACGGCAGUUACGCUCUGGAUGCACCUAUACCCAACCGCAAGCAGAUUGAAGAGUAUUUGGUGAACCGGCGACGGCAAGAGCUCUUGGACAAAUACGUGUCGGACGACUUGGCCAAAAGCGAGCAGGAAACAAAGGAGCUCACAGGUCAAAAUUAAUAAGAGAAAUAGCGACAAUAAAGAGAA
Molecule: messenger RNA, 920 nt
Organism: Zychaea mexicana
Lineage: Eukaryota; Fungi; Mucoromycota; Mucoromycetes; Mucorales; Lichtheimiaceae
Product: Isy1-like splicing factor
Exons: 7
Coding region: 102-893 (263 amino acids)
Biological process (GO): generation of catalytic spliceosome for second transesterification step; mRNA 3'-splice site recognition
Cellular component (GO): Prp19 complex; post-mRNA release spliceosomal complex; catalytic step 2 spliceosome
Source: RefSeq, a predicted model, not a curated record